This is a messenger RNA of Ostrinia nubilalis (European corn borer), 2300 nucleotides long. Its product is annotated as lysophospholipase-like protein 1. Gene Ontology annotation, biological process: protein depalmitoylation. The transcript is spliced from 4 exons. Lineage: Eukaryota; Metazoa; Arthropoda; Insecta; Lepidoptera; Crambidae. The coding region runs from base 239 to 928 and encodes 229 amino acids. Gene Ontology annotation, cellular component: cytoplasm. The record is from RefSeq and is a predicted model, not a curated record. Gene Ontology annotation, molecular function: carboxylic ester hydrolase activity; palmitoyl-(protein) hydrolase activity.
AAUUAAAGAAAAAAAAUGCAAAACAAAUCUUUGAAACGUGAUUCGUGGUGAUUACGGGUGGUGUGUUUCAAUAAAAAUUGAAACUGAGAUUUUUAGUUAUUUGGCGAGAAUUUUAGAUGUAUUGGUCAGCUUAAAAUCACAGAACAGGCUAAGAGAGUACAAUACUUUCUGCAUACGAGCAUACCUAACCGGUUACCAUCAAGACAAGAAGUAUUGUGAGCAGCAGUUGUGAGUUACAAUGUCGAAACUGGGAGCUUUACAUUUAACUAAACAUACCGGCGUAAAACAUACUGCAACCGUUAUAUUCUUCCAUGGAUCAGGUUCAUCAGGUGGUGAUAUAAUGGAGUGGGUAAGACUGAUGGUGAAGAAUUUUUCCUUCCCUCAUAUAAAUGUGCUGUACCCUACGGCUCCCUUGCAGCCCUACACGCCUGCGGGAGGCCAGAUGAGCAACGUUUGGUUUGACCGUGCGUACAUAACACCAGAUGUACCAGAAAAAUUAAACUCAAUAGCAAGUAUAGAAACGGAGGUUAAAAAUUUAAUCCGUAAAGAAAAUGAAGCUGGUAUACCUAGCAAUAGAAUUAUAGUUGGUGGCUUUUCAAUGGGAGGUACAUUAUCAUUCCACACUGGAUACCGAUGGGAUCGUAAUUUAGCAGGAGUAUUUGUAUUUAGCUCAUUUCUUAAUAAAAACUCGAUUGUCUAUGAAGACCUGAAGAAAUCUCCUGGUGGUAAUUUGCCACCUCUACUACAAAUACAUGGAAAUAGUGAUGAUCUAGUGUACUUAGAAUGGGGCCAAGCAACUUUCGAUAAUAUUAAGGAACUUGGUGUCAGUGGAGAGUUUCACAUUAUGGAGAAACUCGGACAUUCACUCAACAAGCGAGGCAUGAAUUUGAUAAAAUCAUUUAUUGAGAAACAUUUACCUGAGCAAUGAUAAACUAAUUAUAAAUAAAAUGUUUCUUUAGGGGCUAUCUCUAGGAGUACUGAGUACUUAGUUAAUAGAAAAAAAGCAGAUUCCCAAGUGCCACCCUAAUUGUUAUUAAUUUGUAGUGUUGAUAGUUCCUAAAAUAAGUACUGUUAUUUUUCAGUCGGAAAUGUUCUGAGGUCAAAAAUUUAUUUAUACAACUUUUGUAUUACUUAUUUUUAUUAUUUGAUGACAAUUCAAGGAGUAUGAAUAAUUUAAUGUUUAUAAAGGGGUGGGUAUAAGAUGGUAUAGUGAUAACUGAAUCUUAUGAUAAAAGAACUGAGAAAUAGCGUUUUUGCGAAAGUACAACACAAAAAAACGAUUUUAUUAUUGUGAUUAUCAUAUUAAGAUUCUGGCAAUGCUAUGCGAGUGCAUUUAUAUUUAUGUAUAUUAUGUUCUUGUAUUUGAAGUGUUUUAUUAGUGUGUGCUUGUGUCUAAUAAUUUGAUGAAUAUAUACUCAACAUCAAAUAAAUCGCACCUUCCGCGACGCGGACUUUAAAGAUUUUCUUCUGACAUAAUCAUGGUGCCCCAACAAUAUUGGUGUUAUUUGAAAGCCCAAUAAAUAUCGUUAAAGAAAAACACAUUCAAUUUAUUAAUCAAUGAUUAACAUAUACCAUAAAUGUGACUUGAAAAAAUACCUCACUUUGGGCUCACCUCUGGGAUCAAUUAGACCAUUUUUUAUGGUUAUAAAACCAAAUAAUGAUCUCACGUGUCCUCUUUAACAGAUGGAUAGCGAUUAAUCUCAACUUAACAGUUUUAUACCCAUAAAAGUUGGCUCAAGCGUAACUACCUAUUUUUUCAAGAAGUGACUCUGGAUCCUUCUAAAGACACAUUUUUAUGGUAAAAACCUUUCCCAUAGUGAAAUCAAGUUUAGAACUAGGCUUUUAAAUAGUGCCAAUAUUGGUGGGAAGUGGGGAUGCAUACGUUUGAAAGUGCUUGUCGCGCGAGGUGCGAUUUAUUUGACGACGAGUGUAGUUCCAAAAUACUGAACUGUCCUAUCCAUGACAUUGACAGCGGGGCGCCACCGUCAAUACCGGAUCGCUGGUUCCGAUUUUUGCCAUGUUGGAAACCAUAUACCUAGUUGAACAAUUGAGUUUGGUGGGACAGUUCAGCGUGGGUCAUCUUUACAGACAUUGGCUGUGCUAGAUGUCUAAGUUGUAUGUAAUAAAACUUGGUGAGGUCAUUUUUAAAUUUAAAAACUCAUCAUGAUCAAAAACUGUUCUCAUUCUAAUAAUGUUUGUAACUACUUAUGUAUUUAUUUUAUACAUAUACAUUAUAUUGAAUUGUGUAUUUGUUAUUGAUUGAUUUUAUUGCAUGUUGAAGAAUAAACAAUUUCUGUACA